Molecule: messenger RNA, 2501 nt
Organism: Pseudogymnoascus verrucosus
Lineage: Eukaryota; Fungi; Ascomycota; Leotiomycetes; Thelebolales; Thelebolaceae
Exons: 3
Coding region: 187-1698 (503 amino acids)
Cellular component (GO): nucleus
Molecular function (GO): DNA binding
Source: RefSeq, a predicted model, not a curated record
CUUUUAACCGCGGUCCACGCUAAUUAGUCAUCCGCGCUAGUCAAAGUGGUUGUGAACGGACCGUCCUCGUUCGCCAUCAUUCGCCUCGCGCCAAUCCUUCCAUCCAACGAUAUCGACUCUGUCGCUCUUCAAAUCUUCUAAAGCUACAUCUCCUCCAGAUCAGUUUCAUAUACACCAAUAGAAGACAUGGUUGGAAAGAAGAAGCGCGGUCAUCCCGACCUGGAGGAAGUCCUUGGACGACCAUGGUGCUAUUACUGUGAGCGCGACUUUGACGAUCUUAAGAUUCUGAUUUCGCAUCAGAAAGCUAAGCAUUUCAAGUGUGAGCGAUGUGGAAGAAGAUUGAAUACCGCGGGAGGCCUGUCCGUUCACAUGAACCAGGUUCACAAGGAAACCCUGGCCAGCGUCGACAAUGCGCUCGGCAAUCGUGCGUCUCUUGAUGUCGAAAUCUUCGGAAUGGAGGGCAUCCCAGAAGAAGUUGUCCAAGCACACAACCAAAGGAUCAUCACCCAGUUUUAUCAAGCCGAGGCGGAUCGACGCACCGCGACUGGAAACCAUGGUCCGGGCGGGGGAGCUGGAGGACCAUCGAAGAAACCAAAGUUUGAGUCGCCUGGCGAUCUCAAGAAGCGACUGGCCGAACAUAAAGCACGAUUGGCUGAACAGAAUACUCCAGGUGGAAGCAGCGGCGACAAUACCCCUGGCGCGGGAGUUCCGAAUAGCCAGAGUCCAGCACCAGCAGUUCAGAGCAAUUCUCCAUACGCUACCCCGCAGGCGCCAUAUGCCGCUCCUCCAGGCGCAUCGUACGGAUCUUUCCCACAAGAACAAUAUGCACAGCCGGGCCAAGCCUACCCACAGCCGUACGGACAACCUGCAUAUCCUCCACCCGUCUCCCAAUAUCCUCCGCAGCAGCCACAAUAUGCAGCAGCUCCCGCGUAUGCACCACCCCAGAGUUAUUCUCCAGGACCAUUCGGACAACCACCACAGGCUAGCUUUGGAGCCCCACCACCUUCCUUCGGGGCUGGCGCACCCCCAGGAUUUAAUCCCUACCAACCACCACCCCAUGGAAGUCCCCAGAUCAGUUCAUUGCCUGCUCGACCGGGGAGUUUACCUCAGGCGCCCGGUUUGCCUCAGAGGCCGUCCUUUGGCACGUCGCCAACUCCACCGUACCCAAUGCAACACCAAGCACCCCCUCCGCCGCAAGGUAGCUGGGGGCCAAACGGGUGGAAUGGGGCAGAUCACCAAAAUCCAGCUAUGUCUUCAGCAUACCCUCCUCCUCACCAAGGCUAUAAUGAUAGUUAUGCCGCUAACGGAGCUGUUGGCAAUAAUGGAGCUCCAGGAGCUGCUAGAGAACCAGAUGACAUUGACGAGUUAAUCAGAAUGGCAGAGGCUGGCAUCAAACCGCCGAAGAAGGGAGAGUCGCCUUCUACUUCCGUUUCAGCUCCAGCACCCAAUGCUGCCCAGCCUCAACCAGCCGACCGGGCAGCGGCUCCUCCAGCAGCAGCAACACCAGAAGCCGGCGAAAAGAAAACGAAGAAGGAUAAGGACAAGGGCUCGAAAAUGGUCUAUUCAGAUAACGAGGUUAGUCCCGAGGAGAAGAUGGCAAAGCUGUCCAGGUACGCAUUCGCUCCAGAACCGAAGAAUGACACAGCACUUGUCGACGACACCGAGAUGCCUGCGGUUGCUGGCACUGUCGAUGAAUAGACAUGUCAUCCCAGCAUUCUCGGCAUUACAAUAUAAUUCACGACUGUCGGCCAUGGAUACACGCUUCGACUCGUGCUGUUACAAUACCAAAAUCAUCGCAAUACCCACACCACACCGAUACGAACACAAAGGUGAAGCCCACAAAUCUGCAGCUGAGUACUAAUUUGGUUCGUCACCCCACCUGUCGGUUUCCUGGAUUUUGGGGUGGGACUGUACACGGUGACCUUUUUUGUUCUGGCGCUACUCUAGACACUGAAAAUUCGCUUUUUAUUCGCGUGGCGUAUUCGCGUCGGCGGUUCCGUGGGCGGCGGCGGCAGAGAGAGGUGGGUGUCUCACAUGGCGGCAUCUGGUGAGUGAGCCUUUUUUGUCACCCGUGUAGGCGUCAUCUGGGAGGGAGUUAUUGGGAGGAAUUACGCGGAGUUGGUGGGCUGGGAGCUCGCCCUUGGGGUGUAUUACUGGCAGAUUUGUAAGUACUAAAAGGUUGGCGAUCUCAAUAAUAUCAUGCAAUCCGUGUUGUCCUUGCUCCCGUGCUGCGUCGUAUGAGUCGUGUAGGAAUCCAGUGCUUCACACCGAGGCCAGCCAGAAACAAUAUUUGCCGGUUAGACCGGUCUAGAUUUAUUAGUAUGUUAUUUGAAAGAUGUUGAUCAUGCCCGGAACGGAUGGAGGGGUCGAGCCGUAGGAUCAUAGAGAGUAACAUGUUGAGACUGAGCGCUUACGCCGGCGAUCUCUUCCGCUGUAGCCUUCUGAGAAGCGCACUCGCAAGGUAACACAGAGAUGUGCCGUCCUAAUUAAUUGUCGAUCCC